GGCGACCCGGAAGUUUUCCCAUUUUGCGUCGUCUGGGCUCGGUGGCGGCCGGGCUCGGGGCAGACAUACUACCAUGGGGUCGUCAAAGAAGCACCGCGGGGAGAAGGAGGCGGCCGGGACGACGGCAGCGGCCGGCACCGGGGGCGCCACCGAGCAGCCGCCGCGACAUCGGGAGCACAAAAAACACAAGCACCGGAGUGGCGGUGGCGGCAGCAGCGGGGGCGAACGACGGAAGCGGAGCCGGGAACGGGGCACCGAGCGCGGGAGCGGACGGCGCGAGACCGAGGCCCGCAGCAGUGCGCACGGGCGGGAGCGCAGCCAGGCCGAGCCCUCCGAGCGGCGCGUGAAGCGGGAAAAGCGCGACGAUGGCUACGAGGCCGCUGCCACUUCCAAACCUAGCUCGGGAGAUGCCUCGUCACUCAGCAUCGAGGAGACCAAUAAACUCCGGGCAAAGCUGGGGCUGAAACCCUUGGAGGUCAAUGCUGUCAAGAAGGAGGCGGGCACCAAGGAGGAGCCCGUGGCGGCCGAUAUCAUCAACCCCAUGGCCUUGCGGCAGCGAGAGGAGCUACGAGAAAAGCUGGCAGCUGCCAAAGAAAAGCGCCUCCUGAACCAAAAGCUGGGGAAGAUAAAGACUCUCGGGGAGGAUGACCCCUGGCUGGACGACACUGCGGCCUGGAUCGAGAGGAGCCGGCAGCUUCAGAAGGAGAAGGACUUGGCAGAGAAGAGGGCCAAACUGCUGGAGGAGAUGGACCAAGAGUUUGGUGUCAGCACUCUGGUGGAGGAGGAGUUCGGGCAGAGGCGGCAGAACCUGUACAGUGCCCGGGACCUACAGGGCCUCACUGUGGAGCAUGCUGUCGACUCCUUCAGAGAAGGAGAGACAAUGAUCCUUACCCUCAAAGACAAAGGAGUGCUGCAGGAGGAAGAGGAUGUGCUGGUGAACGUGAACCUGGUAGAUAAGGAGCGGGCAGAGAAGAACGUGGAGUUGCGGAAGAAGAAACCCGACUACCUGCCCUACGCAGAGGACGAGAGCGUGGACGACUUGGCACAGCAAAAACCCCGUUCCAUCCUGUCCAAGUACGAUGAGGAGCUGGAGGGCGAGCGGACGCACUCCUUCCGUUUGGAACAGGGCGGCGUGGCCGAUGGCCUUCGGGAACGUGAGUUGGAAGAGAUCCGGGCCAAGCUGCGGCUGCAAGCUCAGUCGCUGAGUGCGGUCGGGCCCCGGCUGGCCUCCGAGUACCUCACGCCGGAGGAGAUGGUGACCUUUAAAAAGAUCAAGCGGAAGGUGAAGAAAAUCCGCAAAAAGGAGAAGGAGGUGGUAGUGCGGGCCGAUGACUUGCUGCCUCUUGGGGACCAGACUCAAGAUGGGGACUUUGGUUCCAGACUGCGGGGCCGGGGUCGGCGCCGCGUGCCGGAGGGAGACGAGGAGGCCCAGGAGGAGGAGGAGAAGGAGCCCGAGCCUCAGCCCCCGCAGUCAGAUGACACUCGGGUAGAGAACAUGGACAUCAGUGAUGAGGAGGAGGGCGGAGGGCCGCCGCCUGGGUCCCCAGAGUUGCUGGAGGAGGAUGAGGCGGAGCUGGAGCUGCAGAAGCAGCUGGAGAAGGGGCGCCGGCUGCGGCAGCUGCAGCAGCUGCGAGACAGUGGCGAGAAGGUGGUGGAGAUUGUGAAGAAGCUGGAGUCCCGCCAGCGGGGCUGGGAGGAGGAGGAGGACCCGGAGCGGAAGGGGGCCAUCGUGUUCAACGCCACGUCGGAGUUCUGCCGCACCCUGGGGGAGAUCCCCACCUACGGGCUGGCUGGCAACCGCGAGGAGCAGGAGGAGCUCAUGGACUUUGAACGGGACGAGGAUCGCUCGGCCAAUGGCGGCUCCGAGUCCGAUGGGGAGGAGAACAUCGGCUGGAGCACGGUCAACCUGGACGAGGAGAAGCAGCAUCAGGACUUCUCUGCCUCCUCCACCACCAUCCUGGACGAGGAGCCCAUUGUGAACAGAGGGCUGGCGGCCGCGCUGCUCCUGUGUCAGAACAAAGGGCUGCUGGAGACGACGGUGCAGAAGGUGGCCCGGGUGAAGGCCCCCAACAAGUCCCUGCCGUCGGCGGUAUACUGCAUUGAGGACAAGAUGGCCAUCGAUGACAAGUACAGCCGGCGGGAGGAGUACCGUGGCUUCACCCAGGACUUCAAGGAGAAAGAUGGCUACAAGCCCGAUGUUAAGAUUGAGUACGUGGACGAGACGGGCCGGAAACUCACACCUAAGGAGGCUUUCCGGCAGCUGUCCCACCGCUUCCAUGGGAAAGGCUCAGGCAAGAUGAAGACAGAGCGGCGGAUGAAGAAGCUGGACGAGGAGGCGCUCCUGAAGAAGAUGAGCUCUAGCGACACGCCACUGGGCACCGUGGCUCUGCUCCAGGAGAAGCAGAAGGCCCAGAAGACGCCGUACAUCGUGCUCAGCGGCAGCGGGAAGAGCAUGAAUGCGAACACCAUCACCAAGUGAGGCUGCCCUCGCUUCCAGUCCCUGCCCCGACUUUAAUAUUAAAUAAAGUUCCCUUUUUAUUUUUUCCUCCCUGGUCAUGGUGCAGAUUCCAGGGUUAGACCAGGAGGAGAGGCAGGCAGUGUCGGGAGGAGCAUCAACGCCACCCUCAGGCAGGCUAAGUGGUCCACUGUGUGACCUCAGGCAAAUCGCUGAACCUCUCUGAGCCUCAGUUCCACCAUUGUACAGGGCGUCUUACGAAGAUUAAAUGAGUUCAUUUUUUCAUCCAUUCGCCUGGAAUUUGGAGGUGAGAUGGCUGAGAGCCUGGUCUGUGCCAGGGAGGCCUGGUCAUCAGAAGACAUGAAUAACUAAACAAGAUGCAGGGAGAGAACCAGCCUGGACCCUCUAAGACAGUCCCCCCAACCCUGGCCACCAGCCAGCCGAAGACAGGCCAGUGGUUUAUGUUGUCAGCCCCUCCCCCACCACCCCUGCCACAGUAGCAUGGGACCUGGGCCAUUAUCAAAGGUCACGCUUUGUCUCCUGCAAGACAGGCUUUCUGGUAAGAAGUGGAGACUUGGGCACCUAGUUUCCAGUGCCACACAAGUCACUACCCGCCAGGCCCAGGACUGCCCAGCCUGGCAGGACAGGGACUGGGCGCUGUGCAGGGCGGAGGCGCCCCGUUGGUCUGCACGGAGAGAGAGCAUCGUGUCCUCAGGGUGGGAGUGCCUUAGAGCACCUCCCAGGAGACGUGUCCCAGGAACGGCUGCAGCGAGGAAGACGGGAGCCCUCGAGGUGAGCGCGGAGGAGGAGGCCUCAAGGUGCUGCUGAGGGGCCUCCAGGGCCCGGAACGAGGAGAAGGUGACCCAAGGCUCCCUUGGGGGCCAGACAGACCAGCGUCCUGCCCCCACCUGCACCCAGAUAUAUUCCAGAUGGUUCGGACUGUUUUAAAAGUGAGAAAUGUAAGCAAAGAACAAAAUACAGUUGCCUUACCCAGUCGCUCUGA
Artibeus jamaicensis (Jamaican fruit-eating bat) is the source of this 3458-nucleotide messenger RNA. RefSeq names its product spliceosome associated factor 1, recruiter of U4/U6.U5 tri-snRNP (gene SART1). The record is from RefSeq and is a predicted model, not a curated record. The transcript has 20 exons. Gene Ontology annotation, biological process: mRNA cis splicing, via spliceosome; maturation of 5S rRNA. Lineage: Eukaryota; Metazoa; Chordata; Mammalia; Chiroptera; Phyllostomidae. Gene Ontology annotation, cellular component: U4/U6 x U5 tri-snRNP complex. Bases 74 to 2479 code for a protein of 801 amino acids.